AUGCUUAAAACUAACAACAAGCAACCUAUUCCUGGCACGUCUGUUUUCUCGCUUGCUGAGUUACCUUCCGCUGACACGACCACCACUCUUGCUUCUUCAGAUGAUCAAACGCGUCAUUCAAAUCAUGAAGAUGGAGCCACUCAUCAUCCUGAGAACUCUGCGUCAUCCAAUGUUGAGAACGAUGCUGCAAAUACGACACCUCCUGUUCGCUGGGGACGAGAACGUACAGAGCUAUUCAUCGCCAUUAUGACUGAACAAUAUCCAAAGAUGCUUCUGAAUGAUGAUCCAUCGGAUGAUCUCCCGAUAUGGCAUGAUGUUGAUAGAUUGUUUCGCGAGCGUAUCGAAAACGAAGAAACGGGUGAUGAUCCUCAAGCAUUCCUUUCCAACAUCAACAUGCGGCGGCUUCAGAAGAAAUGGGAUAAAUUGAUAGAUCGAUACAUCGACUAUCAUAGCCGCAAUAACAUAAAGGGUGUUGGUGGUACGCAUCCAAAUAUCACAUGGCCCUAUUUUGAUGCGGUUGGCAAGGCUACCAAAGACGAUCGCACGGUGUAUCCAAGAUAUACGAUAGAAUCUCUGCGCCCUGACGGUACGAAUGGAACGCAUGUUACUAUUCUGGAAAUCGAAGAUGAACCACCACAACAACAGCAACAGGAGGCGGAUAAUACACCUACUACUCGAAAACGCGGUCGUGAUGACAAUGACAAUGACGACGACGACGACGUUAUGGUCCCUCUCAGUCAGGUUCGCCGUCUACUUGAAGAAUCCACCGGAAAGCAAGAACAAAUGUUUGAGGACUUUCUCGCAAAGAUGGAAGCCAGGAAUGAAGAGGCCCAUCGCAUGUAUCUUGAGAAAUUGCUUGAAGUGGAAGAUCGACACGAUCGUGAGUGGAAAGAAUUGAUGAAAAGGCAAGACCGGUGUCAUAAAAUGCAUAUGGACGAACUCGAGCGGACGAUCAGUGCUCUAGAAAAAUGCUGCCAGGAUGCUGGUAUCCCCAUUCCACCAAGUAAAGACAUUGGCGAUGAAGAUGAUAGCGAUAAAAGAGAUCCAACCCUCAGCAAUAAUGAUAAGCAGUAA
Molecule: messenger RNA, 1074 nt
Organism: Lichtheimia ornata
Lineage: Eukaryota; Fungi; Mucoromycota; Mucoromycetes; Mucorales; Lichtheimiaceae
Exons: 2
Coding region: 1-1074 (357 amino acids)
Source: RefSeq, a predicted model, not a curated record